This is a messenger RNA of Raphanus sativus (radish), 1356 nucleotides long. RefSeq names its product ethylene-responsive transcription factor ERF110-like. The transcript is spliced from 2 exons. NCBI's taxonomy places the organism in Eukaryota, Viridiplantae, Streptophyta, Magnoliopsida, Brassicales, Brassicaceae. The record is from RefSeq and is a predicted model, not a curated record. Gene Ontology annotation, biological process: regulation of DNA-templated transcription; ethylene-activated signaling pathway. Gene Ontology annotation, molecular function: DNA binding; DNA-binding transcription factor activity. The coding region runs from base 283 to 1032 and encodes 249 amino acids.
ACCGUGUCGACAGUCAUGACCAAAACUUUACAGUGAUAAAAAGGAGUUGUAUCCCAGGUCCCUUUAGCUUGAAAAGGUACAAGAUGUUCUCAUUUUUACGUCACAAUAUAUCAAACUAUCAUAUACGGUACCAAUUCUUCGCAUUUACAUUAUGUAGACACAUAUAAGAACUAAUUUUUGACAAUGUAGCUAUUUUUCAUAUAUAAAUACGUGAAGCCCUCAGAAAGAGACCACCACCUUUGGAAAAAAACAGUUUCCUCUUUUCAUUUGUGUCUAUUCAAGAUGUCAAACCAAGGAGGACAAGAUGAGUCCAGAGCCGAUAACCCUGAGGGAAGGAAACCAGCGGUUGACGACGUCUAUAGCUUUGAAGACGACCCUGUCGUUGGGAGGUUCAAUAGUUUCGGCACCGAAAUGUCCGCAAUGGUCUCCGCCUUGACCCAGGUUGUUUCUGCUCGCUCUCUAACAUCAUCUACAGUCGAUACUCACUCUUCUUCCUCUUCUGCUGGGCUAAAAAGAGAAAGGCUUGGAAAUAAUCGAGUAGACUCUUCCCUUGGUCCGAUCGGAGAGUGCACAAACAAUGGUUUAUCGAAAGAAGAAGCAAAGGAGAAAAACAGGAGAUACCGAGGAGUACGGCAGAGACCAUGGGGAAAAUGGGCGGCUGAGAUACGCGAUCCACAUAAAGCAGCUAGAGUUUGGCUCGGUACGUUUGAUACAGCAGAAGCGGCUGCUAGAGCCUACGACGAGGCUGCACUCAGAUUCCGUGGAAAUAAAGCAAAGCUUAAUUUCACGGAGGAUGUAAAGAUUCUUCCUCCUCGGCCUCAUCUUAUUCCCCAAGCAGAUGAAGGAAAUGUGGAUCUGAAGAAUUUCUUGAGUUAUCCCCAGUUGUUGCAAAGCUCAGGCGAACGGGCAUUUGCCUGCCAAGGACAAGAAGUGAGAAACGACAGAUUAGAACAUUCACCAAUGGAACAACCUCUUCUUCCUUUAGAUUCUGCUCCCAGUUCAUCUGAUUUUCGGGGGCCUUCUUCGGCCUAAUGUAUUUUUAAAAUUUUGAUUGAAAUAUAAGAACGGCUUAGAAAACAUAUGAAUGAGCAAGCUAAAUAAAAUAAAAAAUGAUGUUUCUAUAAUUAUACUGUCAACAUUAUGUAUGUAUCCAAUGUUAUCAUAUAUGUAUUUCUUUUCUUUUUGUGUUAAAGAAUAGAAAGACUGCCAUUUGUUUCACCUAUGUAUUUCUAAGGUGAUACUUUCGUACAUUAUUUCAACAAAUGCUCCUUUUCAUAUCAUUAUAAGAGUUUUUCGAAACCUAAAAAUGUUUGUAAAAAUAACAAAAAUUGAAAUAUGUCUUGUAUAUGUUUACAA